Molecule: messenger RNA, 357 nt
Organism: Cooperia oncophora
Lineage: Eukaryota; Metazoa; Nematoda; Chromadorea; Rhabditida; Trichostrongylidae
Source: the annotation of a GenBank genome assembly
AUGAAGAAAGAUGAACGUGAUCCUCUGGACAACUCGACCAUCGGAGAAGGUCAUCUUGCUGAACCACCUCCUACAACUACUAGUAUUCGAAGUAUUCAUUCUGCUGGCGAUCCGUUUACACAUCCUGCUGACAUAUGGUUACAGUCAGCAGAAUUCUAUCACGGCUAUCUCCCCAGAGAGGAUAUACCGCCACUUCUACUUAAAAACGGAGACUUUCUUGUACGUUUGAGCGAGGUUUGUCAUGAAAAUCAAUCUACCAUUGAACUUCUACUACUAUCGUCUUGGCUUAUAAUACUGGGAAUGACACUGCUCCAAGUAAGCGAGGUUGCUGCGUUCACACCAAGCAGGCAACGCUAA